UCCGUGUUUCCUUCCUUUAUUCCCCUCAAAAGUUUGAAUUUUUCACUAAACAAACUCUUAAUCCUAAGAGGGUCUCUAGCAAAUUAUGCAGGAUGUUGCAGCAACCAGUGGAAACUUAGAAACAGAGAAGAAUCCAGGCAUUGCUGAAAUUAAAGAAGCUGAGAUAACACACGAAGAAAUUAAGGAGACUGACAAUUUAAAUACUAAAUGUGGAGAAAAAACAGAUAUAGGUAGUGAAGUUGUAGUAGAUAUUGAUGACAAAUUAGAGAAUGAGGAAAAUCAGGGGAUAGAAAAAGUAUGCCGUAUAUGUCAUUUGAAUGAGGAUCAAUCCAUGGAAAUGUUGGAGCUGGGUUGUGAUUGUAAAGCUGAGCUUGGUGUUUGUCAUCGCCAUUGUGCUGAGGCUUGGUUCAAUCAGAGAGGCAACAAAUCAUGCGAAAUAUGUGGGAAGCCAGCAAAAAAUGUGGAAACAAGAAUAUUACCAGAGACGCAAAACAGAAUUAUGGUGGUAGAAUGGAACCACAGGGCAAUAGAGGCCAGAAGAAGUUCAUACAUAUCCCAUUCCUCUGCUACACACAAUGAUUGUAGAUGGAGAUGUCAACAAUCUUGCUGUAAUUUCCUGCUUGCUUGCUUUGUCGUUGCCUUUACUCUCCCAUGGUUUUUCCGACUUAGUUUACCUUAACAAAUACACUCUAAAAUAUCUCUGUUCAUGGGUAAUACAUAAAACAGUACUACUAGGCUAAAACUAUUAGCCAACUAUACUCCUUUCGCCAUACCAAAGGAAAUAAUUCACAGGCGUAUUUGGUACGACGGAUGUCAUUUCUCAUGAAAACAUUUUUCAUGAUGUGUU
Molecule: messenger RNA, 847 nt
Organism: Lycium barbarum (goji berry)
Lineage: Eukaryota; Viridiplantae; Streptophyta; Magnoliopsida; Solanales; Solanaceae
Exons: 2
Coding region: 86-679 (197 amino acids)
Molecular function (GO): zinc ion binding
Source: RefSeq, a predicted model, not a curated record